AUGGGUCGCGACGAUAAUGAAGACCGGUCCUUCAAACGAAGAAAGAUCGAUUUCAACCCACUUCGCUCCGAUGACCGCUUCUCAGAUCUCCCGUCGCGCACGCCACACAAGGGCCCCAGAGGUGCCAAUGGCAACAAUGGGUCCUUCAACUCCCGAGCUUCAACUCCACGAGUCGGAUCCAGGUAUAGUGGCGGAGAGACACCUCGGCAGAAAGAGUUCGACGGUCCCGAGCCCGGCGUAAACGACGACGACGCAACCAAUGCCCUCGAUCGGGACUGGUACGGCGGUGACGAUGACCUUGGCGGCCACACGUUUGGCGAUGACAGCCACAAUCCCUUCGGCGAUGAGGGCGCUUGGGCAGCCCAGGAGAGGGAGGCGGCCCUGGCGGAGAAGAAAAUUGGGCAGAUGGCGCGCGGUAUGAGCGUCCGGCAGAUUCAGAAACAAAAGGAUGCCGACGCCUGGGAGACAAACCGGAUGCUCACCUCAGGCGUGGCGCAAAGGAGAGAUUUGGGACAGGAUUUUGAGGAUGACCAGGAAGGCACCAGAGUGCAUCUCCUAGUGCACGACUUACGACCUCCUUUUCUGGAUGGACGAACCAUCUUCACAAAGCAGUUGGAUCCGGUCCCCGCUGUGCGAGAUUCUCAAAGCGAUAUGGCUAUCUUCGCUCGAAAAGGAAGUAAGGUGGUCAGGGAAAGGAGGACACAACGGGAGCGCCAAAGACAGGCGCAGGAGGCUACCAAGGUGGCAGGAACUGCACUAGGCAACCUGAUGGGAGUCAAGGAGGAAGAUACCGACAGCGCCUUGCCUAUCGCUGUGGAGGAGGAGGCCGGCAAAAGCAAAAACAUGAACAAGUUCAGUGAACACAUGAAGGAGAACGAGGGUGCCAGCAAUUUCAGCCAAAGCAAGUCCCUGAAGGAACAACGCGAAUUCCUUCCUGCCUUUGCUUCGCUCGGUGUUAAAGACCUCCUUGAUUUCGACUUUAUGGAUCCACCACCUCAGGAUACCAUCAGUACAUCUCUCUUCGAUUUGUGGGCGUUGGGAGCACUGGACAACCUAGGUGAGCUCACCGACUUGGGACGGAAGAUGAACGCGUUCCCGAUGGACCCACCCCUUGCAAAACUGCUCAUCACCUCGGAGGAAUAUGGGUGCAGCGAGGAAAUGGUCACCAUCGUUUCGAUGCUUUCCGUUCCCAACGUAUUCUACCGGCCCAAAGAACGACAAGAGGAGUCAGAUGCGGCUCGCGAGAAGUUCUUUGUGCCAGAAUCAGACCACUUGACCUAUCUGCACGUUUACACACAAUGGAAGGCCAACGGGUAUAACGACGGUUGGUGCGUGCGACACUUUUUGCACUCCAAGUCUCUCCGUCGUGCCAAGGAAGUCCGCGAGCAGCUCCUGGACAUCAUGAAGAUGCAGAACAUGAAGAUGAUGAGCUGUGGCACCGACUGGGAUGUUAUUCGCAAGUGCAUUUGCUCUGGCUACUACCACCAGGCAGCAAAGGUCAAGGGCAUUGGGGAGUAUAUCAACUUGAGGACCAGUGUCACCGUCCAAUUGCAUCCGACAAGUGCGCUUUAUGGACUGGGCUUCUUGCCAGACUACGUGGUGUACCACGAGCUGAUCCUCACAAGUAAAGAGUACAUGUCGACGGUGACCUCGGUGGACCCCCACUGGUUGGCGGAUCUCGGUGGUGUGUUUUAUUCGGUCAAGGAGAAAGGAUAUUCGGCGCGGGAGAAGAGGAUCACAGAGACGGAGUUCAACAGGAAAAUGGAGAUUGAGGCGCGGAUGGCAGCGGACAAGAAGCGGCAAGAGGAUCAGCUGCACGAAGAAGAGCUUCAGCUUGAGAAGAAGGCGGCCCCGUCCAAGGACAAGAAGGUGGUUAAAGCGGGUGCCGUGGUGAAGCCAGUCAGGAAACGUGCUGGAAGAGGAUUCUAG
Neurospora tetrasperma FGSC 2508 is the source of this 1929-nucleotide messenger RNA. RefSeq lists its product as uncharacterized. The record is from RefSeq and is a predicted model, not a curated record. Gene Ontology annotation, cellular component: spliceosomal complex; intracellular anatomical structure. The transcript has 2 exons. Gene Ontology annotation, molecular function: RNA binding. Gene Ontology annotation, biological process: mRNA splicing, via spliceosome. Lineage: Eukaryota; Fungi; Ascomycota; Sordariomycetes; Sordariales; Sordariaceae. Bases 1 to 1929 code for a protein of 642 amino acids.